GUCGCCGUCCGUGUCGUCCUUCGAUACCGACCACGACGACACCAUGAGCGCACCCAACGGACAUGCCGGGCCUGACCCGUGCAUCGCGUCGCGCCCCCUCGUACUGGCCUCAGGCCCCAUUAGAGUUUCCAUCCCCGUGUCCACCCGCAACGACGAGUGGAUCGCCGCAGAAGUCCUUAGAGAAGAGUUUGUGCACACCCAGAGCGUGCAAGACGCCGUCGACGCCACGGCCGAACUCGAAAACGCCGCCGACGCCGCCGUCGAGCUCUACGCCGAGUUUCUCGGCUUCGUCGCCUCCAAGCUAGACGCCUGCUCCCAGAGCAAGGCCGCGCGCACCGCCGUCCUCCUGGCCGCGCUUUCCGACUUCACCAAGACACACCUGCACACGCAGGACAUCCACACCCUCGUCGCCGCGUUCGACACGGACGCGCGCAAGACCGUUCUCGCAAGCUACUACGCGGCCCUCGCAGCCCUCGAAGCCGCCAACAUCGAAGACGUCCCUCGCGGACCGCCCUCGGCACUCCUGAGUGCCUCCAACACCGAGCUCUACGCCCUCUUCGGCGGUCAGGGCACCAAUGAAGUCUACUUUGACGAGCUCCAGGCGCUCCACGACACCUACACCGCAUGGGUCGCGCCGUUCCUCACCACCGUCACACGCGAGGUGCUCGCACCCCUCGCUGCUGCGAAUACAUCGACCGCGUUCUACGCGCACGGCCUGGACGUGGCGUCCUGGCUCUCCGGUGCCUCACUGCGCCCUCCGACAGCCUACUUGGCCUCCGUCCCCCUCUCCCUCCCGCUUAUCGGGCUCACGCAACUUACCCAAUAUCUCGUCGCCUGCCGCGUGCUCGCGCUCUCUCCCGCCGACAUGCGCGCUCGCUUCGCCGGUGCCACCGGCCACUCUCAGGGCGUCGUGUCUGCAGUUGCUAUAGCUGCUUCGGACUCGCCCACAUCUUUCCUCGCCAACGCGAAGAAGGCGUUGCGCUGGCUCUUCUUCUGCGGUCUCCGCGGUCAAGAAGCCUUCCCCGUGCUGGCGCUCGAGCCGGCCAUCGUCCAGGACGCGGUCGAAGGCGGCGAGGGCUCGCCUUCGCCCAUGUUGGCCGUCACCGGCCUUUCCCUCAAGGAUCUCGAGAAGCACAUCGCAGGUACGAACAAGCACCUCGACGAGCGCUCCCAGCUAGGCGUCUCGCUCCACAAUGGCCCUCGUGCGUUCGUCGUCACCGGCCCGCCGAAGGCCCUCUACGGCCUCGUCACGGCCCUCAGGAAGGUUCGCGCCCCAAGCGGGCUCGACCAGAGCAAGAUCCCGUUCUCGAAGCGCAAGCCCGUGUUCAGCGUUCGCUUCUUGGUCGUCGGCGUGCCCUACCACAGCCCGUACCUCAAGGACGGUAUCGAGAAGAUGCUCGAGCAGGAUCUGAAGGGAGAGGAGUUGUGGAAAGGGGAGGAGCUCGGCAUUCCGGUAUACCACACAGAAGACGGAUCCGACCUCCGCAAGCUUUCGACCGGCAUCACCGGCUCUCUCUGCGAACAGAUCUUCACCAUGCCCAUCCACUGGGCUAAGGCUACCGCCUUCCCCGAAUCUGCAACCCACGCGGUUGACUUCGGUCCCGGUGGGCUGAGCGGCAUCGGCCCGUUGACCGCGCGUCUCCUCGAAGGUCGCGGAGUGCGUGUCGUUGUCGUGGGCGACAAGGGCAAGAACGGCGCCGAGCUGUACAAUUCGCAAGAAGUCAAGUAUGAGCAGUGGUGGAGCAAGAAGUGGGCCCCGCGCCUCGUCAAGACUAGCGACGGCACGGUGCACCUCGACACACCGUUCUCUCGCCUCUUGGGCAAGCCCCCGAUCAUGGUGGCGGGCAUGACGCCGACGACCGUCAAGGCCGGCUUCGUCUCCGCAGUGCUUUCCGCGGGGUACCAUGUCGAACUCGCCGGCGGCGGACACUACAACCCCGCCGCGCUGCGCGCCAAGGUCGCCGAGAUCCAGACCAAGAUCCCGCCGGGGGUCGGGCUCACGCUGAACGCGCUGUACAUCAACCCGCGCCAGUUCACGUUCCAGUUCCCGCUAUGGCAGGAGAUGCGCCGCGAGGGCCUUCCCAUCGAAGGCUUCUGCGUCGCGGCCGGUAUUCCGACCACUGAGAAGGCGGGCGAGAUCAUCGAGGGCCUCCGCAGCGCCGGCAUUCGCCACGUCAGCUUCAAGCCCGGUUCAGUGGAUGGCAUCCGUCAAGUCGUCAGCAUCGCCGCGGCCAACCCCGACUUCCCCGUUAUCAUGCAGUGGACCGGAGGACGCGCCGGUGGCCACCACUCGUGCGAAGACUUCCACCAGCCCAUCCUGUCGACCUACGGCUCUAUCCGUCAGCAGCCUAACAUUGUUCUCGUUGGUGGCUCUGGCUUCGGCGGCGCCGACGACGUCUGGCCCUACCUUACCGGCGAGUGGUCUGUGGAGAAGUUCGGCGCGCAGCCGAUGCCGUUCGACGGCUUCCUGUUCGCGUCUCGCGUCAUGGUCGCCAAGGAGGCACACACCAGCCCGUCCGUCAAGGACCUCAUCGUCGCCGCCUCCGGCGUGGACGACGCGCAGUGGGAGGGCACGUACGCGAAGGAGACGGGCGGUAUCCUCACCGUCCAGUCUGAGCUCGGCGAACCGAUCCACAAGGUUGCGACGCGGGGCGUGAAGCUCUGGAAGGAGUUCGACGAGACCGUCUUCAAGCUGCCGAAGGAGAAGCGCAUCGUCUGGCUCAAGGAGCGCAAGUCGGAAGUCAUCGCGAAGCUUAACAGAGACUUUGCCAAGCCGUGGUUUGGGUGGAAGAAGGGUGACGUGGUCGCCGAGGACAUCGCCGAUAUGACUUACGAGGAGGUGCUGCUGCGCAUGGUGCGCUUGAUGUACGUCGCGCAUGAGGGACGAUGGAUCGAUACCUCGCUGCGGAAUCUCACCGGCGACUGGCUGAGACGCACGGAGGAGCGGUUUGCGGGCGUGAACGGUGGGAAGCCGAAGCCGAGCAUGUUGCAAUCCUUCACGUCGCUCGACGAGCCGCUGCCGUUCAUCGAGAAGUUCCUCAACCUGUACCCGCUCGCCAAGGAGCAGCUGCUGGCAGCGGAGGAUAAGGCGUACUUCCUCACGAUCUGCCAGCGUCCUGGCCAGAAGCCCGUUCCGUUUAUUCCCGUAUUGGACGCGUCAUUCGAAGUCUGGUUCAAAAAGGAUUCGCUCUGGGCCGCGGAGGACAUCGAGGCAGUCUUCGACCAAGACCCGCAGCGUGUUUGCAUCCUGCAAGGUCCCGUUGCGGCGAAGCACGCUACCAUUAAGGACGAGCCUAUCAAGGACAUGCUCGACAAUAUCACCUCAUUGCUCGUUGACAAACUCGUUGAGCGCCAAUACGCCGGCGACAAGAGCAAGAUUCCCACCGUCGACUACCUUGGUUCUGCGCCUGCUGUUGCUUCAUUCCCUGCGGGCGUUAACGCCACACGAGAUGAGAACUCAGUGUCCUUCAGCAUCGGGUCGGACGUUCCGUCGACAGAGGCCUGGCUUGAAGCCCUUGCAGGUCACAAGCUCUCAUGGCUUCGCGCGUUCCUCGCCUCGACGACCGUCGUUCAGGGCACGUCCUACAUCGACAACCCCGUCCGCCGCCUGUUCGCGCCUCGUGCGGGCCAGAAGGCAGUUAUCCGGCUCAGCGGCGGCUCGCCGAUCGGCGUCAAGCUGUUCGGUGCCGCCCGUUCCGAGGGUGUUCACAAGCCUGCGUUCGAGGCCGUGGACGUCAAGUACGACGCCGCGCAGCGGCUUAUCAACCUGACGAUCUUCGAGGAUCGUCGCGACGCUUCCGUGCCGCUGUUGCUUCAGUUUAAGUACACCCCCGAGACCGGCUACGCUCCCAUACGCGAGGUCGCCGAGGGCCGCAACCAGCGUAUCAAGGAGUUUUACUGGAAGCUUUGGUUCGGCGAUGAUUCCACUCUGCCUGCGCUCGACGUGCACGAGACUUUCGUCGGUCCUGAGGUUCGCAUCGAGGCGUCAGACAUCGAGACCUUCUGCGCCGUUGUUGGUAACCAGGGCGAGGCGUUCAAGACCACCCGGACCGAAGUCGUCAAGGCUCCCAUGGACUUCGCCAUCGUUACAGGCUGGCAGGCUAUCAUGAAGUCGAUCUUCCCUGCAUCUAUCGAUGGCGACCUGCUAAAGCUCGUCCAUCUGACCAACGGAUUCAAGAUCGUCGACGGCGCGAAGCCGCUCAAAGCAGGCGAUAUCUGCAGGGCCGAGGCGAAGAUUGUUUCCGUCGUCAACGGCGAUGCCGGCAAGACGGUGAAGGUCAAAGGUCAUGUUUACAGCCAGGGCAAGCCCGUCGUCGAGGUCGUGUCGUCCUUCCUCUACCGUGGACGGUUCACCGAUUACGAGAAUACCUUCGAGACCACCGAAGAACCCGAUUAUCUCGUGGAGAUCCCCAACGACGCGGCGGUCGGCGUUAUCCAGAGCAAGGAGUGGUUCGAAUGGGACGAUGACACCAAGCCCCUUCAAGCUGGUACCGGGCUUAUCUUCCGCAUCAAGUCCGAGAUAUCAUUCAAGAGCAAGAGCUCGUACCGCUCGCUGACCGUCACAGGUGACGUUUUCGUCCGCGACCAGUUGAAGCGCCUCGUCAAGGUCGGCACCGUCGACUUCGACCAAGAGGACUGCCACGGCAAUCCGGUUCUGGCUUACCUGCAGCGUCACGGCAAGCCGCAGGGCUUGCUCUCCCCUCUGCCAAACGAUGGUUACUCGCUGUCCAACGAGCCGGCGACCUUCGUCACUCCGUCGACCAACGAACCCUACUCCAAGGUGUCCGGCGACUUUAACCCGAUCCAUAUCAACCCAUACUUCUCGAACUACGCCUCUCUUCCUGGUACCAUAACGCACGGCAUGUGGUCGAGCGCGGCCACUCGCCGCUAUGUCGAGACGAUCGUCGCUCAAGGCAACCCAGACCGCGUCAAGUCGUACGAGGUCGCCUUUGUGGGGAUGGUCCUCCCCGGGGACGAGCUCAAUGUCAAGCUCCGCCACAUCGGGAUGAGGAAAGGCAACAUGGCGAUCAAGGUUGAGACCUUCAACCAGCGCGGGGACAAGGUCCUCGACGGCUCCGCCGAGGUCGCGCAGCCUACCACUGUUUACGUCUUCACUGGCCAGGGCUCGCAGGAGCCGGGCAUGGGCAUGGAGCUUUACAACACCUCGCCAGCUGCUAGGGCUGUGUGGGACGCUGCCGACGCCCAUCUCACCACCGUUUACGGGUUCUCGAUCAUCGAUAUCGUCAAGAACAACCCCAAGGAGAAGACGGUGCACUUCGGUGGUCUCAAGGGCCAGGCUAUCCGCCAACGUUACAUGGAGAUGACCUACGACACAAUGGAUCGUGAUGGCAACAUUCGGACGCUCCCGUUAUUCGGAGACAUCAACAUUCGUUCGCCUCAGUACACGUUCAGCCACCCCAACGGUCUCCUCUUCGCUACUCAGUUCGCUCAGAUCGCGCUCGUCGUGGUGGAGAAGGCGGCGUUUGAGUGUAUGCGUGCGAAGGGAUUCGUGCAGCCUGACUGCGCGUUUGCCGGUCACUCGCUCGGCGAGUACUCCGCGCUCGCGUCCAUUGCCGACGUUCUUCCGAUCUCAUCUCUCGUCGACGUCGUCUUCUACCGUGGUAUCACUAUGCAGCGCGCUGUGGAACGCGACGAGCACAACCGCUCCAACUACGCUAUGUGCGCGGUUAACCCGAGCAGGAUAUCGCCUUCGUUCUCAGAUGCCGCUUUGCGUGAGGUUGUUGACGCGAUCGCGCAUCGCACUGGCUGUCUUCUUGAAAUCGUCAAUUACAACGUCGAGGGUCAACAAUAUGUCACUGCUGGCGAGCUGAUUGCGCUGCAGACGCUCACUAACGUGCUCAACUACCUGAAGGUCCAGAAGGUUGAUAUUGCGAAGUUGACGGAGCAGCUGAGCAUCGAGAAGGUCAAGGAGAUGCUGGCGGAGAUUAUCGACUCGUGCUACCAGCGCUCGCAGGAGCUGCAGAAGGCCGAGGGCUAUAUUACGCUCGAGCGUGGGUUAGCGACAAUCCCGCUUCCUGGCAUUGAUGUGCCAUUCCACUCGCGUUACCUGUGGGCCGGUGUUAUGCCGUUCCGUGCAUAUCUGUCCAAGAAGAUCAACGCUGCUCACCUGAAUCCCGACAUGCUCAUCGGCAAAUACGUCCCCAAUCUGAUUGCCAAGCCCUUCGAAGUCUCUCGCGAGUACGCGCAGAUCAUCUACGAUCAGACGUCCUCGCCUCGUCUCGACAAAGUCCUGCGGAACUGGGAAGAAGAACAGUGGGCCGCGCCGGACCAGCGCCAGAAGCUUGCCUACACGAUCCUCGUCGAGCUCCUGGCCUACCAGUUUGCAUCGCCCGUCCGAUGGAUCGAGACUCAGGACAUCCUGUUCACCCGCUACGACUUCGAUCGCUUCAUCGAGAUCGGUCCCUCGCCGACGCUCACGGGCAUGGUUUCGCGCACUCUGAAGGCGAAAUACGAGAGCCAGGAUGACUCGCAUGGCCGUCGCCGUACUAUCCUUUGCCACGCUAAGCAUACCAAGGAGAUAUACUAUCAAUUCGAAGACGCUCCGGAGGAAGCUGCGGAGUCUACGGAGGAAACCCCUGCAGAGGCUCCCGUGGCAGCAGCCGCCACGCCUGUCGCUGCUGCAGCCGCCCCUGCUCCUGCGGCUGCUGCUGCCAGCGUAGAAGAUGUUCCCAUCAAGCCGAUCGAAAUCCUCACCGUGAUCGUCGCGCAGAAGCUCAAGAAGAAGGCGGACGAGGUACCUUUGUCGAAGUCGAUCAAGGACCUGGUGGGCGGUAAAUCGACGUUGCAGAACGAGAUUCUCGGCGACCUACAACUCGAAUUUUCAUCGGCGCCGGAGAAGGGUGAGGAGCUGCCCCUCGAAGAACUUGGUUCGUCUUUGACCGGCACUGGCGGCUUGGGCAAAUACACCUCCGGCCUCGUUUCCCGUCUUGUCGGUGGGAAGAUGCCUGGCGGUUUCAACAUUUCUGCGAUCAAGUCAUACCUCUCGAAAUCUUGGGGCCUGGGACCCUCUCGUGCCGACGGCGUUCUGUUGCUUGGGACAACGAUGGAACCUCCGAAGCGUCUCGGAUCGGAGGCGGAGGGCAAGGCAUGGCUCGAUAGCGUCGUCGCGGCCUACGCUCAACGAUCGGGCAUCAGCCUGUCUUCUGGUGCUGCUGCCGGCGCUGGUGGAGGCGGAGGAGGCGGCGCUGUUAUCAACAGCGAGGAGUUCCUGAAGUUCCAGGCAGAGCAAGAGCAGUUCGUUGGUCAGCAGAUCGAGCUCUUUAUGCGUUACCUAAAGAAGGACUCGCGUGCUGGCGAACUCGCUUAUGACAAGGAGAAGGCGACCGUUGCGGCUUUGCAAGCCAAAUUGGAUAGCAUCGCCAAGGAGCACGGCGACUCGUACAUCGAUGGUAUCCAACCCGUCUUCGAUCCGCUCAAGGCUCGCCAUUUCGACUCCGCUUGGAACUGGGUUCGUCAAGAUGCUCUGCUCAUGUUCUACGAUAUCAUCUUCGGGCGUCUCACCACUGUUGAUCGCGAAAUCACGGCGCGCUGCAUCGCUAUCAUGAACCGUGCGGACCCCGCUCUGGUGGAGUACAUGCAGUUCUACAUCGAUCGCUGCGACCCAACGAAGGGCGCUACAUACAAGCUCGCGAAGGAGUUUGGUCAACAGCUUAUCGACAACUGCAAAGAAGUCGUCGGACACCCCCCGCUCUAUAAAGACGUGACGUUCCCCACCGCGCCCCGGACGGAAGUGACAGAGAAGGGCGAUAUCGUCUACUCCGAAGUCAACCGAGAGAACGUUCGCAAGCUGGAGGCUUACGUUGAGGAGAUGUCCAGCGGUGACGCAGUGCACGGCAACGUCAACAUCAAUAAGGUGCACGAAGACGUCCUCAAGCUCUGGAAUGUGGUCAAGUCACAACCCGAGAUCAGCGAGGAGCAGAAGAACAGGAUCAAGGCUCUGUACGAGGGCGUCGUCAAGUCUCUCAAGAAGCCCGCCGAGCCACCCCGCCCUCGACCUGCCGCUCCUCGCAAGCGUCGCGCGUCGUCUCAGUUCCUCCGCCCUCAGAUCUCUGGCGUCACGUCGGUCUCCGCGGACAAGAUUCCCUUGCUGCACUUGAAGCGCAAGGUCGGCACGAGCUGGGAGUAUAGCAGCAACCUCACCGGCGUGUAUCUGGACGUCCUCCAUGAAAUCGCGACAUCGGGCACAACAUUCAAGGACAAGAACGCGCUCCUGACCGGCGUCGGCAAGGAUUCGAUUGGAGUAGAGAUUGUCAAAGGCCUACUCUCCGGUGGCGCUCACGUCGUCAUCACCACCUCCCGCUACAACCGCUCCACUGUCGAGUAUUACCAGGGCAUCUUCCAGGUGCACGGUAGCCGCGGUUCCGCGCUGACUGUGGUGCCAUUCAACCAGGGAUCUAAGCAAGACGUCGAGGCCCUCGUCGACUAUGUCUACGACACCAUGGGCCUGGACCUCGACUACAUCUUGCCCUUCGCCGCCAUCCCGGAGAACGGACGUGAAAUCGACGGCCUUGACGAUAGGUCGGAACUGGCUCACCGCAUCAUGCUCGUGAACCUACUUCGCAUUCUCGGCGCUGUUAAGACGAAGAAAGCCAGCCGCCGCAUCGUCACUCGCCCCACCCAAGUCAUCCUUCCCUUGUCGCCCAACCAUGGCUUGUUCGGUAACGAUGGCCUGUACUCCGAAUCGAAGAUUUCCCUCGAGACCCUGUUCAAUCGGUGGGCGUCCGAGAGCUGGGGCGAAUACCUCUGCCUGGCAGGUGCAGUUAUCGGAUGGACGCGCGGCACCGCGCUUAUGGCCGCGACAAAUAUGGUCGCGCAGGAUAUCGAGAGCUACGGCGUCCGGACGUUCUCGUCAAAGGAGAUGGCGUUCAAUAUCCUCGGCCUGAUGCACCCGCUUUUGUUCAGUAUUACCCAGGUCGAACCCAUCUGGGCCGAUCUCAACGGCGGUAUGGACCGUCUACCUGAUCUCGCCGACAUUACCACCCGUGUCCGCCAAACGAUCCAGAAGAAGAGCGAGCUUCGCCGAGCAAUCGCCCGCGACAACGCUGCCGACUUCAAGGUCACCAACGGCACGGAGGCUGAACGCGUUCUUCAGACGCUGAACGUCACCCCGCGAGCCAACUUCCGCUUCGAGUUCCCCAAUUUGGAAUCGCCGGAAUCACUCGCCAACCUUUCCAAACUGCAGGGUCUUAUCGACCUCGACCAGGUCGUUGUCAUCACCGGCUUCGCUGAAGUCGGUCCUUGGGGCAGCUCGCGCACGCGGUGGGAGAUGGAGGCUCGAGGCGAACUCACUAUCGAAGGUUGCAUCGAAAUGGCGUGGAUGAUGGGCUACAUCAAGCACUUCGAUGGCCGCCUCAAGGAUGGCACACUCCACGUUGGAUGGGUAGACGCGAAGACCGGCGAACCGGUGGACGAUAAGGACGUACGCGGAAAGUACGAACAAGAUAUCCUCAAACACGCCGGUGUUCGCCUCAUCGAGCCUGAGCUCUUCCGUGGCUAUGAUCCGAAGAAGAAAGUCUUCAGGCAAGAGAUUGAGCUUACGCACGAUCUCGAGCCUUUAGAGGUCUCUCAAGUGGAAGCAGAGAAAUUCAAGCACGAACACGGCGAUAAGUGCGAUAUCUGGGCUGCCGAUGGGGACCAAUGGUUCGCCAAGCUCAAGAAGGGUGCGCGAAUCCUCGUGCCGAAGGCUGCGAAGUUCAGCCGCACGGUCGCCGGACAGAUCCCUACGGGGUGGAACGCUGGUCGCUACGGCAUUCCCGACGACAUCGUUGCACAGGUCGACCGGUCGACGCUUUGGGCUCUGGUCUCUGUCGCCGAGGCCCUCAACAUGUCCGGUAUCACGGACCCGUACGAGCUAUACAAGCACGUGCACCCCUCCGAAGUCGGCUCGAGCAUAGGCAGUGGCAUGGGUGGAAUGGAGAGUUUGUCAAAGAUGUUCACGGAUCGUCGUGAGGAGAAGGAGGUGCAGAACGACAUCCUCCAAGAGACGUUCAUCAAUACGGUUGCUGGCUGGGUCAACCUUCUCUUACUUUCCUCCAGUGGCCCUAUCAAGAUCCCGGUCGGCGCAUGCGCCACCGCUCUGCAAUCGCUCGAGAUUGCCUGCGACACCUUGCUCUCAGGCAAGGCGAAGGUGAUGUUGGCCGGAGGCUACGACGAUCUCAGCGAGGAGGGCUCGUACGAGUUCGCGAACAUGAAGGCGACGUCCAACGCGGAAACGGAGUUCGCCAUGGGCCGUGAACCGACCGAGAUGUCGCGCCCCACCACUACGACUCGAUCCGGCUUCAUGGAAGCCCAAGGGACCGGUGUGCAUGUUGUGAUGACCGCCAAGACGGCCUUGGAACUUGGUGCCCCGAUCAGGGGAAUCGUCGGCUUCACCUCAACGUCUACGGACAAGGCCGGGCGGUCUGUUCCCGCUCCUGGUCGUGGCGCGCUCACUGUCGCGAGGGAGGUGCCAUCUAAGCAGCCAUCACUUCGUCUGAACCUCGACUAUCGGGCUCGUCAGCUCGCCUUCCGUCGCAGGCAAAUCUCACAAUGGCUCGAGCAUGAGCAGGAGGAGCUUCGUGAAGAGGUGGAAUCCCGCCGGGCUCAGGGCGAGGCCGUAGACGAAGAGUACAUCGCGGCUCGUGUCGCCCACAUCGAGCAAGAUGCGGCUCGCCAGGAGAAGGAUGCCAUGGCGACCUUCGGUAUGCUCCAAGGAGCAUCUCCCGAAGUCGCCCCUCUUCGUCGUGCCCUCGCUGUAUGGGGUCUCACUGCGGACGAUGUAGGCGUUCUGUCCAUUCACGGCACCAGCACCGGCGCCAAUGAGAAGAAUGAGACCCACAUCUGGAACGAUAUCUUCACCACCAUUGGACGCAGCAGGGGCAACGCUGUCCCCGUCAUGGCGCAGAAGAGUCUCGUCGGCCACUCGAAGGGAGGUUCGGCCGCGUGGCAGCUCGCCGGUCUCUUGCAGUCCGUCAUCACCGGCGUCGUUCCUGGCAAUCGCAAUGCAGACAACAUCGACGCCUUGUUUGAGGAACGCCGCAUGCUCAUGUUCCCGUCGAAGUCGAUCCACACCGACGGCAUUCGCUGUGGUGUCAUGUCAUCCUUCGGUUUCGGCCAAGUUGGUGGCACGGCGCUCGUCCUGCACCCACGCUACCUGUUCGCCGCGCUCAAGCCGGAGCAAUAUAGCGCUUACAAGGCUCGCAACCGCGAGCGCGCUCUGCUCUCGUACAAGGCUAUGAGUGAGAUGAUGAUCACGAACUCUCUUGUCAAGAUCAAGGAGGCACCGCCGUACACGAAGGAGCUCGAGGCCCCCGUAUUGCUCAACCCACUUGCCCGCGCGUCCCUCGACCCGAAGACGGGCAGUUAUGUCUUCCCGGCCAAGCUGCAGAAAGAGCCAAAGUACGAUACCGCCAACGUCAAGGCUGUCGAGAAGCUGUUGGAAGCCACUGGGUCUGUUGCGGGUGUGGGUGUAGACCAAGAGCUGAUCUCCGCCGUCCCCUCCUCGAACCCCACUUUCGUCUCUCGCAAUUUCACCGACGCUGAAGUCGCCUACUGCCGCUCGCAGCCCGCGCCCGACGCAUCCUUCGCUGCUCGAUGGGCUGGUAAAGAGGCCGUGUUCAAGUCGCUCGGCGUCGCCUCGAAAGGAGCCGCUGCGGGGAUGAAGGACAUCGAAAUUCUUCCCAAUGAGGCGGGCGUGCCAACCGUCGUUCUCCACGGUGAGGCCAAGGCUGCCGCCGACGCGAAGAACGUCGCGAAGAUCCACAUUUCGCUGAGCCACUCCGAAACUGUCGCUAUCGCAUUCGCUCAAGCUGUUACGAAUUAGACGCAUUAUAACACUACACGCAUGGAUUUUCAUCUUGGUAUUCUACACAGGUUGCUCACGGUUGCUUCGUUAUACGCUUUUCACGUUGCUGUCAAUGUAUGGAUACAUCACGAAUAGAAUAAUGGAAAUUGUCGCAUCGAACAGGGUGUUACAUGACAUGCUCGUACAGUUUAUGAGUGAUGAGGUAGUUGGCUAUGUUUCUGGGUAUCAUGUUUUGCCAUGACGAAUCCCCCCUUGCAACCUUAUCCCGCACUUCACUAGAACUGAACGUUUGUUCGUCGACGCCGAUAUCUAUGAGCCCGAUCCUACCAGAUUCGAGGAACUCCUUCGCCGCUGCCAUCGUCGCUUGCUCUCGCUCCUGUUGCUCAUCGCUGAGGAUUUGUGAUCCUGCGACAACUCGUCGAGCACAAACGACGAACGAAUCGUCACCCGUUGGGGAAAGAAACGCCCGAAGAGCGGUCAUCAUGGCUUCCUCUGUCCUGUAGUAACGUGGAGCGAGGAGCCUCUCCAACGUGUCCAAACCGACGAUGAACGUCAGCUGGGGCUUUGGCACCGCUAUAGUCGGCCCCAAAUCUUCUGAUAGGCGUGCCAGUCGAUCCGAUAGCCAUCUUCGCAAAACGCGCGAUUUGCCUACGAAGGUGGGCUCGUCCACAAUGGCCACCGCGGUAUUGGCCGACCCGCCCUCGCAGGGAUGGACGUGUUCGGCGAGGAGAACCAUCAUCUCAAGGCGCUGGACGAGGGUCGCAUCCCACGGCUUGAGCGACUUGUCCGCGUUGCGCACAGAGAGCAAUAGAAGGCGGGCGUCAAAGUCGGCGAUGGGAUUCCUCUGGUCAUUCAUAUUCUCGGAGCUACUAGCCGCAGCAAUAGACGAGCUCGCAGGCAAAGGGCGCGCGUUUGCGAGCGCGAGAUGGGCGAGG
Molecule: messenger RNA, 12738 nt
Organism: Punctularia strigosozonata HHB-11173 SS5
Lineage: Eukaryota; Fungi; Basidiomycota; Agaricomycetes; Corticiales; Punctulariaceae
Product: fatty acid synthase
Exons: 17
Coding region: 44-11821 (3925 amino acids)
Biological process (GO): long-chain fatty acid biosynthetic process
Cellular component (GO): fatty acid synthase complex
Molecular function (GO): holo-[acyl-carrier-protein] synthase activity; fatty acid synthase activity; 3-oxoacyl-[acyl-carrier-protein] synthase activity
Source: RefSeq, a predicted model, not a curated record